AUAAAAUAAAAAUAAACCGUAACAUCAUCACCCAUCUCUCUACUUCUUCAAAUCCCCCACAGAGAGAUUAAAGAAGAAGAAGAUGAAGCUAAAAUGGGAAUCAAUCUCUAACGUUAAGCAAAACACAUUUCUCGUAAAACUCGUCUCUGCUACUCUCAUCACUUUUCUCGCUUUUCGUUUCUUCGUCUUCCAAUUCGGCCAAUUUUAUCCAGUUCAUGUGUCGGUGAACGGAAACUCAAAUUCUCAGAUUCCGCCUCCGCCUCCGCCGUCGGUUAUCUUAUCGGAUAACGAGGAUCAAAUCCCUGGUGAUAUUGAGGUGGAGAAGUGUGAUCUAUUUAGUGGGAAAUGGAUCAAAGAUCCUUUGGGACCAAUCUACACAAACGGGUCAUGUGGUAUUGUUGUAGAUAGUCACCAGAACUGCAUCACCAAUGGUCGGCCUGACUCGGGUUAUCUCUACUGGAAAUGGAAGCCUAACGACUGCUCUUUGCCUCGUUUCGAUGCUCAGAGAUUUCUUCAACUUAUGAGGAAUAAAUCUUGGGCUAUAAUUGGUGACUCCAUUGCUCGUAAUCAUGUCGAGUCUUUGCUUUGUAUGCUAUCUACAAUUGAAAAGCCGGUAGAAGUGUAUCACGAUGAGAACUAUAGAUCAAAGCGUUGGAAUUUCCCUUCAUAUAACUUCACAGUAUCAAACAUCUGGUCACCUUUUCUUGUACAAGCCGCCAUCUUUGAAGACUCCAACGGUGUCUCAUCAGCUGCGGUACAGCUUCACCUUGACAAACUCGACAAGACAUGGACCGAUCUAUUUCCAAGCCUUGACUAUGCAAUCAUCUCUUCCGGGGAGUGGUUCCUCAAAACUGCAGUCUACCAUGAGAAUGCAAAUCUCGUUGGAUGUCAUGGCUGUCCAGAAAGUUCAAACAUGACGGAUUUAGGAUUUGACUACGCUUACAACACAUCGUUGCGCCAUGUUAUGGACUUCAUAGCAAAAUCUAACACUAAAGGCAUGGUCUUCUUCCGCACUUCGAUACCAGAUCACUUUGAAAAUGGAGAAUGGCAUAACGGAGGAACCUGUAAGAAAACAGAACCAGUGAGCGAGGAGGAGGUCGAGAUGAAGGUCCUGAACAAGAUACUGAGAGACGUGGAGAUCAAUCAAUUCGAGAGAGUGGUUGCAGAGAUGGGUCAGGAAAGUGGGAACUUCAAGCUUCUGGAUUUUGCUGGAAUGUUGCUGACUCGACCCGAUGGACAUCCAGGUCCAUACCGAGAGUUCAGGCCGUUUGAUAAGGACAAGAACGCAAAGGUACAGAACGAUUGUCUGCAUUGGUGCUUGCCUGGUCCAAUUGAUCACUUGAACGAUGUCAUAUUGGAGAUCAUAUUGGAUGGUCGAACCGGUAAAUAACCGAUCAUAACCGAUCGAUGAUUGUAUCUUUAGUCAAAUGGCUUGAAUUGAAAAACACAGGUUUUGGUAUAGGCAUGUAUAUUGGUAAAGCUGAAGAGACUUGGUUAACAGCAAAAAAUUCCGAUGAAACCGGAAAUAGAUCCCCUUAGCUGAAUUGUAAACCGGUUCGGUUCAUCAAAGCAAUUCUUAUGAAUAUAAAUUUAUGUAAAGCAGUUCUA
This is a messenger RNA of Capsella rubella, 1608 nucleotides long. RefSeq names its product protein trichome birefringence-like 23. Gene Ontology annotation, molecular function: O-acetyltransferase activity. Gene Ontology annotation, cellular component: Golgi apparatus. The transcript is spliced from 3 exons. The record is from RefSeq and is a predicted model, not a curated record. Lineage: Eukaryota; Viridiplantae; Streptophyta; Magnoliopsida; Brassicales; Brassicaceae. The coding region runs from base 83 to 1390 and encodes 435 amino acids.